Molecule: messenger RNA, 2356 nt
Organism: Poecilia latipinna (sailfin molly)
Lineage: Eukaryota; Metazoa; Chordata; Actinopteri; Cyprinodontiformes; Poeciliidae
Product: protein arginine N-methyltransferase 7
Exons: 17
Coding region: 209-2269 (686 amino acids)
Biological process (GO): chromatin remodeling; peptidyl-arginine methylation, to asymmetrical-dimethyl arginine
Molecular function (GO): protein-arginine N-methyltransferase activity; histone methyltransferase activity
Source: RefSeq, a predicted model, not a curated record
CUGACAUCUAGCGAUGAGAAAAUAUACGACGCUCUCUGACACGUGACAAACUUUGGUCACGUGACCAUAACAGCAAGUGACGUUUCGUUCCAAUAUGGUGGCCUGCAUGGAUGCAAUGCUGUGUUAAUAAUCCUGCUAACAUUUGGAUUUGUAGUGAAUAAUUCGACUAAAAUCAGCUUUUUUCCACUCCUUGGACGUGCUGGCGGAGAUGAAGACCUUCUGUGGCAGAGCGAACCCGACCACCGGAGCUUUGGACUGGGUGGAGGAGAGCGAGGAGUAUGACUACCACCAGGAGAUAGCCAGGUCCUGUUAUGCCGACAUGCUGCAUGACCACGACAGGAACGAGAAGUACUACCAGGGCAUCCGGGCUGCUGUGUCCAGAAUAAAGGCUCGGGGCGAGCGAGUCGUCGUCCUGGACAUCGGGACUGGAACCGGCCUCCUGUCCAUGAUGGCCGCCACUGCCGGAGCCGACUUCUGUUACGCCGUGGAGGUCUUUAAGCCCAUGGCAGAAGCAGCUCAGUGCAUCGUGAAGAAGAACAACUUCUCUGACAAGAUCAAGAUUAUCAACAAACACUCGUCAGAUGUGACUGUGGGACCAGACGGCGACAUGCAAGAGAAGGCCAACCUGCUGAUCACAGAGCUGUUUGACACCGAGCUCAUCGGGGAGGGAGCUCUGCCCAGCUACGAGCACGCUCACCAAAACCUGGUCACGGCGGGCUGCGAGGCGGUGCCUCACCGCGCCACCGUCUACGCCCAGCUGGUGGAGUCGGAGCUGCUGUGGAGCUGGGCCCAGCUGCAGCCAGCGGAGGUGGAGGGGGCCCGUCUGGUCCCGCCGCCCGCCGUCGGCCGCUGCGCCGGCGCUCACUCGGUUUGUGACGUCCAGCUGAGCCAGGUCUCCCCCAGCAGCUUCACCCCGCUGAGUCCUCUCUGCGCCAUGUUCAGUGUGGACUUCAGCAAGCCGGUCAGCAGUGCCUUCCAGUCCCACUCCACCAGCUUCGUGGCUCGGGCCGGCGGUCGGGCUCAGGUCGUUCUGUCCUGGUGGGACCUGGACAUGGAUCCCAGCGGAACCAUUGUGUGCAGCAUGGCUCCCACCUGGACGUACCCACAGCCGGCGAAGGCCCCGUGGCGGGAUCACUGGAUGCAGAGUGUUUACUUCCUGCCUGCAGAGCGCCAGGUGGCUGAGCGAGAGGAGCUCAGUCUGACGGUCUGCCAUGACGACUACAGUCUGUGGUACAGCCUGCAGCCUCACAGUCUCCAGGACGCCCAGGCUGCGACCCCGCCGCCUCGGCCGUGUUGCACCUGUCAGGCUCACCUCGUCUGGACUCGGCCUCGCUUCGGCGAGCUGAACGACAGACGGCGUACGGGGAGCUACGUCGCCGCUCUCCGCAGUGUCCUGAGCGAGGACAGCGUGUGUCUCUCUGUCAGCGAUGGAAGUCUGCUUCCUGUGUUCGCUCACAUGCUGGGAGCCAAAAAGGUGUUCAGUUUGGAAAACUCCAGAAUGUCCAAACAAGUUAUUGAGGAGGUGUUGGAAGCCAACUCUAAGAAAGGUGGGGUUGAACUGCUGGAGAUCAGGCCUGAACAGCUCACCAGUCAGGACCUCAGAGGAGAGCAGAUUUCCGUCCUGAUGGGGGAGCCGUACUUCAGCACCAGCCUCCUGCCGUGGCACUCCCUGUUCUUCUGGUACUGCAGGACCGCUCUGGCGGGCCUCCUGCGGCCCACUGCCACCAUCCUGCCCUGCUCUGCCUCCCUGCAUGUUGUAGCCGUGGAGUUCCAGGAUUUGUGGAGAAUAAGAGCGCCGUGUGGAAUAUGUGAAGGCUUUGACGUCACUCCCAUGGACGAGAUGGUGCAGCGCUCUCUGGAUUUCCGUGAGUCCCGUGAAGCGGAGCCCCACCCGCUGUGGGAAUAUCCAUGUCGAGCUCUCACUCACCCCACCGAAGUCAUGACCUUUGACUUCACACAGUGUGUCCCUCAAGAGCCAAUCAGCAGCCAGGGCUUGCUGCCUUUCAUAAGGACGGGUCGAUGUCACGGUGUUGCCUUGUGGAUGGACUAUCACCUGACUGAUGAUGUCACAGUCAGUGGGGGUCUGACUCAACCAAUCAGGGAGCAGCAGGGAGACUGCGAGUGGAGUCGACACAGGAAACAGGGAGUUUACUUCCUCAGGUCGGCGUGGGACAGUUUAGGUGACGGCAGGACCGGCGUGUCGUACAGCUUCACGUUCGAGCCCAGCUUAGGAGACGUCAGGAUGGACUUUAGCAUCACGGGUCACUGAUGUGAAUCCAAAACUGACUGAAAAAGUUUUACCUCAAGUCUCUUAUUUAGAGCAUAUUUAACUGUGUGUUUACAGUUGCUGUAAUGA